AUGAAAUUGCCGGCGGCAGCGGGCGACGCCAUUGUCAUCGGGCCCAAUGCGGUCCGCUUGAUCAAGAGCUGGGGCGAGCAGCUUUGCGAGGAGAUCGAGCCUCAUCUGUCCAACGCAACGCAUGCGGAGAUGCUCGAUCAUCACGAUCGAUUCAUUGUCCGACAUGAACUGGCCGGGCGAGGGAAAGGGUGGUUCACCAACCGAGGGCGGUUGAUUAGCAUCCUCUACGAACAUGCGCGAAAGCUGGGGAUCGACAUCCGACUGGGAUCCCGUGUCACCAAGUACUGGGAAGAGGACGGCCGCGCAGGAGUCAUUGUGAAUGACCGGGAACGCCUGGCCGCCGACUGCGUGAUUUGCGCGGACGGGGUCCACAGUGCCGCAAGGGCGUGGCUGACCGGGCAGGUCGACACCCAGCAACACUCGGGGUGGGCCAAUUUCCGCGCUCAUAUGACCACGGAGCAGCUGGCGAAGGACCCGGAGGCGAGCUGGGUGCUUCAGGGCACUCGGGAGAAAGAUCGGGUGUAUGUUUGGUUCGGCGAUGGGAUCAACCUGGCAAUCAUGACGAUGAAGAGGGGCCAGGAGCUGGCUUGGGCCCUCAUGCAUACGGAUAAAUUCAAUGCUCACGAGAGUUGGGCGGGAGGGCGAGCAAGCAUUGACGAUGCGCUGGCAACGCUCAGCCCUUGGCCUGGCCGUCUUCGACCCUCGUCGGUCAUUCGCCAUACUUUGCCCGAGAAGCUGGUAGACCACGCGCUCAUCUAUCGGCCGCCGCUGGACACCUGGGUGUCCGCCGGGGGACGCGUGAUGCUCAUUGGCGAUGCCGCUCACCCAUACUUUCCCGUCGUCGGCCAGGGAGGCAGUCAGGCAAUCGAAGACGGAGUGGUGGUCGCUACAGCGCUCGAAUUGGCGGGGAAGGAGAACGUUCCGCUGGCCCUACGCAUCCGAGCAACCCUGACUGAAGAGAACAACGUGCUAAUGGAGGCGGGAAACUCUAGGUAUCCGCGCGCCACCGUGAUCCAGCUGGGCAGCUCCACCCUCCAGGAACACUUAUUCUGGCCAGACUGGGAGGCUGUCGCGAAGGACCCAAGUGUCUUUGCGUUUCCCAAUCCGGAAUGGAUUCUGGGCCAUGACUGCCGAGAAUAUACCCAUCAGGUCUUUGACACCGUCGUGAGGGCUGUCCGGGGCGAGGGGGAGUACAUUCCUCGAAAUAUCCCAGCGGAUGGAGCUUAUCGGGUGGAGGACACAUAUAGUCCCGAGUGA
Messenger RNA from Aspergillus fumigatus Af293, 1257 nucleotides. NCBI's taxonomy places the organism in Eukaryota, Fungi, Ascomycota, Eurotiomycetes, Eurotiales, Aspergillaceae. The record is from RefSeq and is a predicted model, not a curated record.